AUGCUCAUUGCAACCAUUGGUGAUAUCCCCCCUGUUCGUGACGGUUUGACAGACACAAGGAGGUGGAAACUGCAUCCCUCUGGUGUGUUUACUGUCAAAUCAUUGUACUCUCAAUUAGUGGCAGAAAAUGGCGUGCCUCACUUUCCUACUCAUUUCAUCUGGCAGCAGGCAAUCCCUCCAAAUAUAUGUUUUCUUAUGUGGUGUUUGGUUCACGGCAAGUUAAACACUAUAGAUACGCUACAACGGAAACAUAUGUCUCUUCAUAAUGACUGUGCUGGAGGAGAGGAGUCACAGAAUCAUCUUUUUCUUCACUGUAAGAUUGCAUACAAGAUUUGGUGCAACUUAACACCAACAACAGGUUGGUCUUGGGUUUUUCCGGGAUCAAUGAGAGCCUUGGAAGAUACCUGGCACACUCAGCACUUUUCUCAAUCAGGCAACUACAUCUGGAAUUUAAUCCCAGCAGCUAUCGUUCACACAAUCUGGAAAGAAAGAAAUUGUAGAAGGUUUGAACCUACACGCCUCUUCAAAACUGAUAAUGAUCUCAUUUUGGAAGUCAAGACUUUAGUUCUAACUUGGGCUGAGGCUGCAGGUCAUAGGGUUAAUCAAAACUGCUCCUACACGGUUCUGUCUAAUUGGGAGGCAUUGUUUUUGUAA
Molecule: messenger RNA, 654 nt
Organism: Papaver somniferum (opium poppy)
Lineage: Eukaryota; Viridiplantae; Streptophyta; Magnoliopsida; Ranunculales; Papaveraceae
Exons: 1
Coding region: 1-654 (217 amino acids)
Source: RefSeq, a predicted model, not a curated record